AUGGGUGAUAUUGAUAAUAAGCAAAAUGCAAAAAAUGCCGCGUCAAUUGCUGCUCCUGCCGCCAUAACACGCUCGCUUAUUUUGCAAGGCCUUGCAUUAUUCUAUAGGACUCCUAUAAAGCUUUUUAGACCAUUGAGAGUAGAUUAUCUUGUAAUGGCCCGAGCGAUUAUGCCGCCACCUACUGAAAAUGCAAAAAAAUUUUCCUUUCAUCAUACUAGCAUCGGCAUGAUUUCUAAUGCUGUAAAACUUCAUGGGUUUUCUUUCAUUCAUCGGCAUAUCCUUCCACCUUUUAUAGCAAAUUCCGUAAUAGGCGCGGUUUUAUUCACUGUUUAUGUUUCUACUCUUUCACAAUUUCAAUCCAUCCCAAUAUCUGGUUCACAAAAUUACAUCAAUCGUCCACCACCAUUUUAUGCUGUAUUUUGUUCUGGCGCUAUAGCAGGCGCAGCUCAAUCUUUAGUAGCGGCUCCCCUUGAUUCGCUUAAGGUCAGAUUUGAGGUCAAUGAUUUAUUAGAAGGUAAACAUAAAAGUAUGUAUGAUUACGCUAAGACGACAUGGAAAGAGUUAGGACUUUCUAGCAUAUAUCGAGGAAUUGGAUUAACGCUCAUAAAGGAUUCUCUAUCUUGUGGUCUCUUUUUUGGGGUAUUUGAAUUAGUAAAAGGGCAGUGUUAUAAUACUUUUAUCAAUAAAAUGAAUAACCAUCGUAUGAUAAACCACCAGAAUCAGGAUCGAGAUAAAUCACAUAUUGUUGAGCCUGCUUUCAUCCUAAUUGCGGGAAGUUUAGCAGCUAUAUCGUAUCAUAUCAUUGACUACCCACUUGACAGAAUUCGAAAUGUUUUUCUAAUUGAAGAAGCACAAUCAGAAUUUCAGCACGAGCAGAAGCCAAAACUUUAUAAACUCACAUGGGAGCAAUGCAAAUUGAGAGCUUUAAGGACUGGAUGGAUGCAUUUUCUAUAUGGUGAUUUGGGGGCUACUGUAUUAAGAGCUAUUCCUGCAACUAGUGUGGGAUUUUUGGUCUUUGAACUGAUGAAAAAAAAAGUUGAUUACAAAGAUGAUUUAACUGAAUGA
Molecule: messenger RNA, 1065 nt
Organism: Dentiscutata erythropus
Lineage: Eukaryota; Fungi; Glomeromycota; Glomeromycetes; Diversisporales; Gigasporaceae
Source: the annotation of a GenBank genome assembly